Molecule: messenger RNA, 1036 nt
Organism: Punica granatum (pomegranate)
Lineage: Eukaryota; Viridiplantae; Streptophyta; Magnoliopsida; Myrtales; Lythraceae
Source: RefSeq, a predicted model, not a curated record
CAUGCAUGUGUUGCAAGGGACACGGAGGAGCGCGUGUGCGCACGUGACUCCAGCGGAGACAAACCCUCGCCCCUUCCUCCUGCCCUGCCCCCGCCGCGAGGAAAAGAAAAGGAAAAGAAGCAGAGACACCGGAGGUUAGGCGAGGGCCCACCCAGCCAAUAUCGGACUCGGAGCAGUUCUCCACAUUUCUCACUUAACUCACUGUACUGUCCUCCCUCCCUUCACAAGCAGACCGACCACCAAAACCCUUGCAAUGUCGAAUUCGUCCACCGCGAUGAGGGUCUUCAGAGGCUGCAGGGCCCUUCUUGCUCCGGCGCCCUCCUCUGCUGCUGCCGCAGCCAAGCCGUCGAAGGUCGCCGCCCCCGCCAAGCCGUCGAAGGCCGCCCCCGCCACCGCAGUUGCUGCCUCCAGCGCCCAGGAGAAGCCUAAGGCGAGGAAGAAACCGUCGCCCAGGAGCACUCCCAGCAGGCCCUCGGGCAUUCAGAAGGUGACUCCGGUGUCUCCUGCCCUAGCGGAGUUCCUGAAGUCCCCCGAGGCCUCCCGCUCCGAUGCUGUCAAGCAAAUCUGGUCUUACAUCAAGCUCCAUGACCUCCAGAAUCCGACGAAUAAGAGGGAAAUAUUCUGCGACGAGAAGCUGAAGAGCAUAUUCGAUGGGAAAGACAAAGUCGGGUUCCUGGAGAUAGGGAAGUUGCUGUCCCGCCAUUUUAUUAAGACAGCCUGACAAGUAGUAAGGGAGACGCCUCUCCUACCUGUGUCUAGAGAAGAUGUGCCCAUCCCCAACCAAGAUCCAUGUGUUUGAUCACUGACGUUGUGUUGGCUAAGACUUGCUUCUUCUUUUUUUCUUUUUCUUUUAUUUUUGUGGUAGAUGAUUCAGUGUCGGUGUUAGCGAACUCUGUGUGGACGUUUACAAAUGAUGCUAGGCAAAGAAAGUUUAGCGGCUUCCAUGCAUUGCUGUCUCCUGGUUCCCUGUUUGUUGCAAUAUCGACUCGGUGUGAGUAAUGCCAUUUGAAUGUCAUUUAGCCCCUUUAUGAUCUUA